GAUCCUGGUACCGGAAGCUGAAGUCCGGCGUGCUCCUAGUUUGUAACUCUGGGACCUUCAUCUCACCUGAAACUGUCUGCUGAUUUAAGCACUGGAAUACACUGAUCUAGCAUAGAUUGAAUUGUCCAAAUACAAAGUGUUGUAUCUAAGAUGGCUCAUUUAUUGACAAGUGUACAGAAUAUGUAUGGAGAGCUUAUGUUGAAAGCAGAUCCUAGAGUAGAUGGCUGGUUUAUGAUGUCAACACCAUGGCCAAGCUUGGUUAUAUGUUUGUUAUACCUGGCUAUCGUAAAGCUGGGACCAACCAUCAUGGCCAAUAGAAAACCAAUAGAUCUAAAGAAAGUUUUGUUAGUUUAUAAUCUUGGUAUGGUGGGAUUAUCAACAUAUUGUUUUCUAGAGUUUAACUUUGCUGGGUGGUUAGCAGGAUAUAGUUUGGGAUGCCAGCCUGUGGAUUACUCAAGGUCACCACAAGCAUUAAGGAUGCUUAAUGUUUGCUGGUGGUUUUAUAUUUCAAAGUUCAUUGAACUCCUGGAUACAAUAUUUUUUAUAAUGAGGAAGAAAUUCAACCAAGUAUCUUUCCUCCAUGUCCUUCAUCAUAGUAUAAUGCCUUUUUCAUGGUGGUUUGGAGUUAAAUUUGUUGCAGGAGGAUUUGGUACCUUUCAUAGUAUGUUGAAUUCCUUUAUACAUCUAGUUAUGUAUACAUACUACGGUUUAGCAGCACUUGGUCCACAGUAUCAAAAAUAUCUAUGGUGGAAAAAAUAUAUGACAAGUAUGCAAAUUACACAGUUUAUAUUGGUGACUAUACAUUCAGUACAACUUCUAUUUAUUGACUGUGAUUAUCCUAAGUUUUUUGUUUACUUGAUUGGACUGUAUGCUGUUGUCUUCAUGGUUAUGUUUGCUAACUUCUAUGUACAGACUUACAAGAAAUCUAAACCAAAGUCAAACGGAACAGUCACUAAUGGAACAGUCACUUAUGGAAAUGUUGCUAAUGGAAUUAAACAUAAACAGUCUUAACUACUAAAGAACAGCACCAUAAUUUAUGUACCUUUUUUAUGUUGUUUAUACAUUUUUAUUUAUCAGUAACCGUAUGCAAAUUUAUUUUUGUUGCAAGUAUUACAUUUUGGCACGAAAGCAAGACAUAGUGAUCCUUCAAUAUAUAGAUGGCGUCAACAUUUAAGUGCAGUCUAUGAUUUAUGUAUUUCAAACAUCAAUUACUUUGUCAAGCCUCCUUGGAAUUUAUUGAAACUUGGACAGAAGCUUUUUUAUGAUAAAAAGACGGUUUCAUUUUUUUUUCAUUUUUCUGUGUUCAACUGAUAAAUGGACUCAGUUAUUUCGCAGUUAACAGAAAGAUAUAGUCUAAGGUGAAAGUUUUUCAAACAUCAAUAACUUUGUCAAACUUUCUUAGAAAAUAAUGAAACUUGGACAAAAGAUUUUUUAAUAACCAAAAGAUAGCAUCCAGAAUAAAAUUGUCUUUCAUUUUUCCUUGUUUUUCUGAUAAACGGACUUAGUAUUUUUCACAGUUCAGAUUUUUUUUUUAGACAUCAAAUAACUUUUUCAAACCUUCAUAGAUUUU
Mytilus californianus (California mussel) is the source of this 1570-nucleotide messenger RNA. Its product is annotated as elongation of very long chain fatty acids protein AAEL008004-like. Lineage: Eukaryota; Metazoa; Mollusca; Bivalvia; Mytilida; Mytilidae. Gene Ontology annotation, biological process: sphingolipid biosynthetic process; fatty acid elongation, monounsaturated fatty acid; fatty acid elongation, polyunsaturated fatty acid. Gene Ontology annotation, cellular component: endoplasmic reticulum membrane. Gene Ontology annotation, molecular function: fatty acid elongase activity. The record is from RefSeq and is a predicted model, not a curated record. The transcript is spliced from 8 exons. The coding region runs from base 151 to 1011 and encodes 286 amino acids.